UAACAGGAAUUUGGACAGUCGGUAAUAAUAUGAACCAUGUUCGAACUUUCCAUACAGCAACCGAGUUAGAAAAUGGAGAUGUGUUAGUUGCUGGCGGGUCUGAAGGUGAUAAAAGUGCAGAACUGUAUGUUUCACCGAAAAAAACUUUAGCAACUAUCAAUAAAAUAAAUAAUCUAUCGAAUGGUUACAAAGUACCGGUGACAAAAAAGGUGUUAAAUAAGGAUGGGCACAAUAAUACUAUUGGGAACAGCAAAUAUUCAUAA
Molecule: messenger RNA, 263 nt
Organism: Adineta ricciae
Lineage: Eukaryota; Metazoa; Rotifera; Eurotatoria; Adinetida; Adinetidae
Source: the annotation of a GenBank genome assembly